Gongylonema pulchrum is the source of this 132-nucleotide messenger RNA. NCBI's taxonomy places the organism in Eukaryota, Metazoa, Nematoda, Chromadorea, Rhabditida, Gongylonematidae. The record is from the annotation of a GenBank genome assembly.
AUGAUUGUGGAUGCAAUCGUAUUGGUUCUUACGGAAACACUUGCAACGAGCAAGGGCAAUGCCGAUGUCUUCCGGGAGUUGCAGGCAAGAAAUGUGACCAUUGUAUGGACGGAUUCUGGGGUCUACAUCUAA